AUGGCAGAGGAAGGCCAGGCAAAGGGAGCCCUGGAGUCCCCCAGGAUGAACCCCUCUCCCACCCCUACACCGAGGGCACCCCCUACCACCCCUAUGCCCAGGGCACCCCCGACCCCUAUAGCAGAGAGGGGAACCCCUGCCGGCAGCACCCCUUCCCAGGAGCCCCCUCUCUCCUCUCGCCGGCGGCCCGUACGCUGGGAACCCCCCCGCUCCUCCCAGGGCGAGAGAGGAGGUGCGGUCGACCCCUCGGCCCAGGCUGCAGCCGCCCCCUGCCCCAGACCACAGACCCCAGCGCCACCCCACCCUGACACCACUCAGCCCACCGCUCAGCACCCCUCCAGGACCCCCCGUCCUCCCCUGCCCACCCCUCCGCCCCAGAGGCCUCCCCAGCUGGGGUCAGCGCGUCAGCAGAGCCCUGUUCCUGAUGGAGGUCCAGCAGCAGUCAAAGCUGACCUCUCUGGUCAUGGCGGCCGCAAGAGACCCCGCAGCAGUGCCAAGGAGCCGUCAGUCAGCAACCAGCGUGGCCAACCCAGGGCCACCAAUCAGAAGCAGGCUGGGGCGGUGCCAGAGAGGCCACAGGCUGGUUGGAUUGGGGGAGCCAGAGACGGGGUGGCAGCAGUGACCCCAGUGUCUGCAGUGAAGCCCAAACCCAGCCUGGCGUUGACCUCUGACCCUCGCGUGUGUGACGUGGGGCGUCUGAGCGCGGGGGAGAGGGAGCAGGUCCUGGAGGAGAUGAGGACGGCCAGAGCGCUGGUGCUCACGCUGGUGCUGCAGGACGGGAGCACACAGCUGGACAUGGAGCAGAAGAACAGUCCAUCUGUGUGUGGUAUCUUGAUUCUGCUGAAGAGGGCUCUGGACCUGUCUUGCCCUCAACCGACGGAGGAGGAGAAGCUGCUCUUCCUGAGACUGGAACAGAGGCCAGUCUGGGUCCAACAUACAACCGACCAGAACCACGAACAGUUUGCCAGAGAGCUGGUUGUGCUGGUGCUGUCGGGACAGAGGCAGGUGGUGUGUUACAAAGCCAAAGACCUGCUGCGCACCACCCUGCAGUAUCACACACACAUGCUCAGUUGGAAACAAAUGGGUGUGUGUGAGGUGCUGGACCCCCAGAUCGCUGCGUGGCUGCUGGACCCCAGUGACUCGGGCGCCUGUUUCCAGGAGCUCUUGAACAAACACUGCAAGCCCAACACACAGUCCUCCGCCACACACAACUUCACACCUGCACUGGGCCCCCAGAAGGUCACUCAGGUCAUCUCUUAUUUGAAUCAUCUGUAUAAACUCAUGGUUGAGUUACGCUCAAAACUGAAGACUAAAGGACUGUGGCAGCUUUAUUCUCAAAUGGAGACUCGGAUGAUUCCUGUUCUUGCAGCCAUGGAGAGUCACAGGAUCCAUGUGGACAGAGAUGCUCUGAAGAAGACCUCUGAGAUGCUGGGGUCAAAGAUGAAACAGUUGGAACAAGAGGCCCAUCAGGCAGCUGGCCAGCAGUUUCUGGUGUCCAGCAACAACCAGCUUCGACUGGUUCUUUUUGAGAAGUUACGUCUGCAUGAGCGCUGUGAGAAUAAGAAGCUGCCCAAAACCCUUCUCAAACAACAGCAGUCAACAUCUGAGGCUGCGCUGUUGCAGCUUCAGGAUCUGCACCCUCUGCCCAAGAUCAUUCUAGAGCACAGGCAGGUGCAUAAACUCAAGUCUACAUUUGUGGAUGGAAUUCUGUCAUGCAUGAAUAAGACGUUCAUCUCCACCACAUGGAAUCAGACCAGUGCUGUGAGUGGCAGAUUGUCAGCCAAACACCCAAACUUCCAGGCGCUGCCAAAACAGCCCCUUCAGAUCACCAAGAAGCAAUAUGUCCAUGGAAAGGAAGCAGAGCUUGUAACCGUACACCCCCGCACCAUGUUCAUUCCCCGCCAAGGCUGGACCUUCCUGUCUGCAGAUUUCUGUCAGGUGGAGUUGCGUCUGCUGGCACAUCUCUGCAUGGACCCAGAGCUUCUCAGAAUUUUCCAGAAUCCUGAAGCAGAUGUCUUCACCAUGCUGGCCUCUCAGUGGAAGGGCAUAAAGGAGGACUCGGUGAGCUCGGAGGACAGGGAGCAUGCCAAGCGCAUUGUCUACUCCGUCGUGUAUGGAGCAGGGCGGGAGCGUCUGUCUGGUAUUUUGGGCGUGAGUGCAGAGCAGGCCAGCCGUUUCCAGGACAGCUUCCUGCAGACCUACAGGGAGGUGCAGACCUUCAUCCAGAAAACUACACAGCAGUGCCACAGCCAAGGUUACGUCGUGUCCAUAAUGGGUCGCCGGCGCUCACUCCCCCACAUCCACUCAGCAGACUGGGCAACACGUAACCAGGCAGAGAGGCAGGCCGUCAACUUUGUGGUGCAAGGGUCUGCUGCUGACCUGUGCAAGAUGGCCAUGAUCCGCAUCUUCUCCCAGGUCACCACCUCUGCAUCUCUCACCGCCAGGCUGGUUGCACAGAUCCAUGAUGAACUUCUGUUUGAGGUGGAGGAACACCAGCUUCAGGAGUUUGCCUUGUUGGUGAAGAGUACCAUGGAGUCUCUCCAGCACAUAGACAGCCUUGGAGUUCAUCUGACUGUCCCCCUGAAGGUGGUGGUGUCAAGUGGAUCUUCUUGGGGUUCCAUGUCUGAGUUGUCCCUCCCAUGCACUUCUCCCUCCACCUGACUGGUCUCUUUCUGUCUUUUUUCAUUGACUCUUUCUUUCUCUCCUCUGUUACUCUCUUUUCUCUUUACUUCUUUCUUUGGGGUUCCUACCAUUCUGUUCCUCCUUCUCUUUGCAUCACGCCUUCCGUUACAUCCCCUCUUGUCAGCCAUUUCCCUUCUCCUCUGCUUAAUUCAUUACUCUUUCACUCACUUGCUCACUCCCUCCUUCUCGCUUUUUCUGCUGCAUCCCGUUGCCGUGGUAACCAAGCAGCUGCAGCUCCUCUAGCACUCUCGUCCGUAUCCGAGGGCAACGGCAGGAGAUCCAGACUGGAUCACACCAGUCCCUCUUUUUUUGGUCUACUUAUCCUCCUUCUCUCUCUCUCUCUUUCUCUCUUUUCUCCACCACUUUGAAAAUAGUUUCGUUCCAUCUCUUUUGUUGAUGUGCUUUCAUCUACUUGCCUGCUCAUCCCUGUAUUUUGUUAACCAGGGAGAAACUAAAGGCUAAUUGAUACAUUUUAUUAAUUUGUUGUGUCAAAUAUCUUUAAACAUGUGAUUAAUGUAUUUCUAUAAUGUAUUUGCAUGC
Molecule: messenger RNA, 3222 nt
Organism: Sardina pilchardus (European sardine)
Lineage: Eukaryota; Metazoa; Chordata; Actinopteri; Clupeiformes; Clupeidae
Gene: poln
Product: polymerase (DNA directed) nu
Exons: 23
Coding region: 1-2661 (886 amino acids)
Biological process (GO): DNA-templated DNA replication; double-strand break repair via alternative nonhomologous end joining
Molecular function (GO): DNA binding; DNA-directed DNA polymerase activity
Source: RefSeq, a predicted model, not a curated record